Erigeron canadensis is the source of this 3745-nucleotide messenger RNA. Its product is annotated as topless-related protein 1-like. Gene Ontology annotation, biological process: regulation of DNA-templated transcription. Bases 126 to 3524 code for a protein of 1132 amino acids. The record is from RefSeq and is a predicted model, not a curated record. NCBI's taxonomy places the organism in Eukaryota, Viridiplantae, Streptophyta, Magnoliopsida, Asterales, Asteraceae. Gene Ontology annotation, molecular function: protein binding. The transcript is spliced from 25 exons.
ACAUUCAUAUAUCUAUAUAUCUAUCUACACCUAUAUAUAGAUAUAGAGAGAGAAAGUAGAGAGAGAAAGGUCUUUGUUUUAUCAUCAACCGAUCUUUGCCAAGGGACAAGGGAGUUUGAGUAGCAAUGUCAUCUCUAAGUAGAGAGCUAGUGUUCCUGAUAUUGCAGUUUCUUGAUGAAGAAAAAUUUAAGGAGACUGUUCACAAGCUCGAACAAGAAUCGGGGUUUUUCUUUAACAUGAAGUAUUUUGAGGAUGAGGUGCAUAAUGGGAACUGGGAUGAGGUUGAGAAAUACCUUUCUGGUUUCACUAAAGUUGAUGAUAAUCGAUAUUCGAUGAAGAUAUUUUUCGAAAUAAGGAAGCAGAAGUAUCUUGAGGCAUUGGAUAAGCAUGAUAGGUCAAAGGGUGUUGAGAUCCUUGUAAAAGAUCUUAAAGUGUUUGCUUCAUUCAAUGAAGACCUUUUUAAGGAGAUAACACAAUUGUUGACUUUGGAAAACUUUAGGGAGAAUGAACAAUUGUCCAAAUAUGGAGAUACUAAAUCGGCCAGGGCUAUAAUGUUGGUUGAGCUAAAGAAGCUUAUUGAAGCAAAUCCCUUGUUUCGUGACAAAUUGCAAUUUCCAAACCUUAAGAAUUCAAGGUUAAGGACUCUCAUAAACCAAAGCUUGAAUUGGCAGCACCAACUUUGCAAGAACCCAAGGCCAAAUCCAGAUAUCAAAACUUUAUUUGUAGACCAUUCGUGUGGACAACCAAACGGUGCACGUGCUCCGUCACCGGCUAACAAUCCACUUCUUGGUUCGUUACCAAAAGCUGGAGGCUUCCCACCUCUCGGUGCACAUGGGCCGUUUCAACCUACACCAGCUCCAGUACCGACUCCCCUUGCAGGUUGGAUGUCUAAUCCCCCAGCUGUAUCUCAUCCAACAGUAUCUGGUAGUGCAAUUGGUCUUGGUAGUCCCUCUAUUUCAGCAGCUUUGAAGCACCCAAGGACUCCAACAAAUCCUUCUUUGGAUUACCCAUCUGCAGAAUCUGAUCAUAUUAGCAAACGAACAAGGCCCAUGGGGAUAACUGACGAGGUUAAUCUGCCUGUUAACGUGUUGCCUGUGUCAUUUCCGGGUCUUGCCAGUCAUAGUCAAGCUUUUAGUGCACCUGAUGACUUGCCUAAAACAGUUGCAAGGACUCUAAAUCAGGGCUCAUCUCCUAUGAGCAUGGACUUUCAUCCUAUUCAACAAACAUUACUCUUAGUCGGAACAAAUGUGGGAGACAUUGGACUAUGGGAAGUUGGUUCAAGGGAAAAGCUGGUUCUUAAGAAUUUCAAAGUUUGGAAUCUCAGUGCAUGUUCAAUGUCUCUGCAGGCUGCUCUAGUGAAGGAUCCUGGUGUCUCAGUGAACCGUGUAAUUUGGAGUCCAGAUGGAGCAUUGUUUGGAGUUGCGUAUUCAAGGCACAUUGUACAAAUAUAUUCAUAUCAUGGAGGUGAUGAUGUCAGACAGAAUGUAGAGAUUGAUGCUCAUGUUGGCGGAGUAAAUGAUCUUGCAUUCUCUCAUCCCAACAAGCAACUUUGUGUGAUAACUUGUGGGGAUGACAAGACCAUCAAGGUCUGGGAUGCGACAACUGGUGUUAAAAAGUACACUUUUGAAGGUCAUGAAGCUCCUGUAUAUUCUGUAUGCCCUCACUAUAAAGAGAACAUUCAGUUCAUAUUUUCAACGGCUUUGGAUGGGAAGAUAAAAGCAUGGUUGUAUGAUAACAUGGGAUCACGAGUUGAUUACGAGGCUCCGGGUCGCUGGUGCACAACAAUGGCAUACAGUGCUGAUGGGACAAGGCUCUUUUCAUGCGGGACUAGCAAGGAUGGGGAGUCACACAUUGUGGAAUGGAACGAGAGUGAAGGGGCUGUAAAAAGAACGUAUAUGGGUUUCCGGAAACGAUCUCUAGGUGUUGUUCAGUUUGAUACUACUAAAAACCGGUUUUUGGCAGCCGGUGAUGAUUUUUCCAUUAAAUAUUGGGAUAUGGACAAUACUCAGCUUUUGACAAGUAUUGAUGCUGAUGGAGGUCUUCCGGCAAGCCCACGUAUCCGGUUCAAUAAAGAUGGCGCCCUCUUGGCUGUUUCUGCGAAUGAUAAUGGUAUAAAAAUUCUGGCAAAUUCAGACGGUCUUAGAUUACUUCGCACUUUUGAGAAUCUUUCAUUCGAUGGUGCUGCUUCAAGAACUCCUGAAGCUGCGAAGCCUACCAUCAACACUAUAUCUGCUGUGGCGAAUAAUAGUGCUGCAUUAGCAGAAAGGGUUCAAUCAGUUGGGUCAAUCUCUGCAGUGAACGGUGAUGCCCGAAGCAUGGCAGAUGUGAAACCUAGGAUUGGGGAAGAAUCCAAUGACAAAUCAAAGAUUUGGAAACUCACUGAGAUUAAUGAAGCUUCUCAGUGUCGGUCACUGAAGCUCCCAGAGAACAUGAGAGUGACGAAGAUAUCAAGAUUGAUAUAUACAAAUUCUGGAAAUGCUAUAUUAGCAUUAGCAUCGAAUGCUAUCCAUUUGUUGUGGAAAUGGCAACGUAAUGAACGUAACUCAAGUGGCAAGGCAACGGCUGGUGUUUCACCACAGCUAUGGCAACCUUCAAGUGGAAUUUUGAUGACUAAUGAUGUGGCGGAGACUAACCCUGAAGAAUCUGUGGCCUGCUUUGCUUUGUCUAAAAACGAUUCUUAUGUGAUGUCUGCGUCAGGAGGAAAGAUCUCCUUGUUCAAUAUGAUGACAUUCAAGACAAUGACUACAUUCAUGCCUCCACCACCUGCAGCAACGUUUCUUGCUUUCCAUCCACAAGACAACAACAUCAUAGCAAUUGGUAUGGAUGACUCAACAAUCCAGAUCUAUAACGUUCGUGUUGAUGAGGUUAAAAGCAAACUAAAAGGCCACUCAAAAAGAAUCACGGGUCUUGCCUUUUCUCAUGUGCUAAAUGUCCUAGUCUCAUCUGGAGCUGAUGCUCAGAUCUGCGUAUGGAGUUCUGAUGGAUGGGAAAAACAAAAGUCACGGUACGUCCAACUCCCUCCAGGGAGGACACCGUCACCACAGUCUGAUACUCGGGUUCAGUUUCAUCAUGAUCAGAUCCAUUUUCUUGUUGUUCACGAGACUCAACUCGCUAUCUAUGAAACAACAAAACUAGAAUGCGUAAAACAGUGGAUCCAACGUGAAUCUUCAGCCCCAAUAUCACAUGCAACUUUUUCAUGUGAUAGUCAGCUGAUAUAUGCAAGCUUCCUAGAUUCAACUAUUUGUGUGUUCACUGCUUCUCACCUCCGUCUUCGUUGUCGUAUUAAUCCAGCUGCAUAUCUUACAAGUAACUUAAAUGUGCACCCGCUGGUGAUCGCUGCUCAUCCACAAGAACCUAAUCAAUUUGCAUUAGGCCUUUCAGAUGGAAUGGUUCAUGUUUUGGAGCCUCUUGAAUCUGACGGCAGAUGGGGUGUGCCACCACCAGCUGAAAAUGGCUCCACAAGCACUGUCCCCGCUACACCCCCAGCUGCUGGUUCAGGGUCGGAACAACCCACCCAAAGAUGACCAUGCUGUUUCCAGGAGCUAAAUACUUUCUGUGCAGUUCCAACUUAGUAGGUAUCUUGUCAUUAUUGUUGGAGAUUAUUUUACCUUUUUGGUUUUUUCUGUUUUUUUUGUCAAUUCAGUUUGCAAAUGCUGGAAAAUGUUUAGUUAGUGAAUUGACUUGUUCUAACUUGUUAUGUAAGAUGUUGUGAAGCGUAAAUGCCAAUAGUCUCAUGUUAUUUUAA